Colletotrichum higginsianum IMI 349063 is the source of this 1401-nucleotide messenger RNA. RefSeq lists its product as uncharacterized. The record is from RefSeq and is a predicted model, not a curated record. The transcript has 4 exons. Gene Ontology annotation, cellular component: fungal-type cell wall. NCBI's taxonomy places the organism in Eukaryota, Fungi, Ascomycota, Sordariomycetes, Glomerellales, Glomerellaceae. The coding region runs from base 1 to 1401 and encodes 466 amino acids.
AUGAAGUCUUCUGCUGUUGUCAUGCUGGCUUCGGCCGCUGUUGGCCAGGCCCUUCAGCAGUGCUCUGGCACAGCCAAGGAGGAGGGCGGCAACUGGUGGUGCGGUGCUGUCGACCAGAUCCUGUACUCCAACGUCGGGCAUCCAGGCACUUACAAAGCUGUCAACCAUAUGGGGGAUGAUGGAUCCUGUACCUUUGAGGAUAUCCCCUUUUCCGGUCCCCUAGCCCCUUUCAAUGAGGAGCUUGUUCCUGUCUUCCGUGGUCCUAUGAACCUGAAGCAGGUUGGCAUCUACAACCUGUCUCCUAAGGCUAAGCGGUCUCCUGCUGUUCCUCACACUCAUGCCCGCCGCCAUGGUCACCACGGUCAUCAUCACUUGCACCAGAGGCAUGAGGAGGAGGAGGAGCACAGCGAGGAGAAGCGCGGCGAUGUAUGGGUCACCGCGACAAUCAAUGGCCUUGUCCAGUCUUGGCUUAACAACUGGCAUGGCCCUACCCCUGGGCCUGCUCCUCCCGUCAACACUCCUGCUGUCCCUCCUGUUGCUUCCCCCAGCCCUACUCCCACCCCAUCUAAGCCCGCAGCUGCCGUCAAGCCUGCCAGUUCCAAGCCUGCCAGCUCCAAGUCUGCUGGUUCCAGCUCCGGCUCUAGCUCUGGUACCACAACUGGUGACUACACCCGAGUUGGCUACUACAACGCUGACAAGGCUAUUGCUGAUGGCAUCGUCUUCCUUGGCAACUACGGCGGCCAGGGUUCCGGCAAGUUUGACAAUGUAUUUGGCAACUCUUUGUCGUACUUGAAUUCCGAUGCCACCGGUGGUGCUGCUUCACCCCAGAUCCUGAACCCUGUCACCCUCAAGUCGAACCAGGAGUUCCUCAUCGCCAGUGACAAGUCUUGCGAUGAUGGCAGCUGUGGCUUCUCGCGCCCUGGUUCCGUUGCUUAUCACGGCUUCAAGGGCGAGGACUCAGUUUGGCUCUUCGAGCUGAACAUGCCCCUCGAUGGCACCACUGGCUUCAACGCAGAUAUGUCCGCUCUCUGGUUCCUGAACGCCCGGAUUCCCCGCACGGCCCAAUACAACAAGUGCUCCUGCUGGCCCGAAUGCGGGGAGCUUGACGUUCUCGAGGUCCUUGCCCCCGGCGACACCAAGUGCAAGUCCACCUUUCACUCCAACGUCCCUGGUGGCUCUUCCGACUACUUUGACCGUCCCAUCGGUGAGCCCAUUAAAGUCGCUGUCGUCCUUGAUGGCGACUCUGGCCAAGUCUCAGUCAAGGUCCUCGACAACGACGUCGACUUCUCCACUGGUCUCUCCCGCUCACAGGUGGAGAGCUGGCUUUCUGCUGACUCCUUCUCGGCUGCGAGCGUCGGCGGCAAGACCAACAAGGUCAGCUUGUUUGCUUUGUCGUCCUAA